Molecule: messenger RNA, 2620 nt
Organism: Paraphaeosphaeria sporulosa
Lineage: Eukaryota; Fungi; Ascomycota; Dothideomycetes; Pleosporales; Didymosphaeriaceae
Exons: 3
Coding region: 148-2580 (810 amino acids)
Biological process (GO): regulation of DNA-templated transcription
Cellular component (GO): nucleus; Rpd3L complex; Rpd3L-Expanded complex
Source: RefSeq, a predicted model, not a curated record
CCAUCGUCGCCCGCCGGAUCUAUCACCAUUGCCGCGUCCACCCCAUUCCCCCUCCCACUCGACAUUAUUGACGCGUGGCUGGAGCGCCUGACGCGCCCGUCUGGCUGCCUUCCACCGACGCGCGACCCGCGAUGCGACUGCGACAACAUGGCUGAAGAGGCAGCUCCCCCAGAAGAGACGACGCCCCCGCCCGUCGCGAACCCAGACGCGCAGACCACUGUCAACGACUUCCUCGACUACACUGAAUUCUUCCCCUCCGACCUCGUGCGCUCGCUGCGCCUCAUCGGUGACCUCGACCAGACCUACGUCGACGCCACCCAGACGGUCCAUCAGCUCACCGUCAAGUAUGGCAAGCUGCCCACCGUGCCUGCCGGCGAGCGCCCAGACCCCGUGGUCUUGCGCAAGGAGAUUGCUCUGGCCCUCGACAAGGCCAUCUACGCCCGCGAGUCGUCGUACGCAGAAGCGUCGCGGCUGUAUGAGGUUGCUGAGCGCCACAAACAUCGCAUAGGCAUAAUCAAGAGAAAGCUGCAGGCGCAACCAGAGCCGCCUUCCCGCGACCCAACUCCAGUCCCUGUAUCGCCCCAGGCCGCGCGAGGGCUGAUCAGCAAAUUUGGAGCCCCGCACCCGCGCCUGAACUUCGAUGGUCGAUUCGGGAGCAGCUCGACCGCGCGUCCACGCGACCGCAAGAAGUCUAGAGUCCCGCUGCCUGGCGUGCGCAUCCGCACAGCAAGCUUCUCUGACUCGGACGACUCUGAGGUGAGAUCCACCGCUGAUCUCGCUAUAGCCCCCAAAAGACUGAAAGACCACAAGGACAAGCCGCCGCGGCCUCACAAAGUGCGCGUGCGGGCUCCCGGCUCCGGCACCAACGUACACAGCUCAUUCGCAGGCAUCUCCACAAGCAAUGCGCUCGCUCGACUCUCGCCGCCACCCGAUAACGCCAGACCUGGCAGCAAGUGGGCGCCAUGGUUCAAGCUCACCGAAUACGAAAUGGCUGUUCUGAGGAAGAAGAUGAAGAAGAACGCCGUUUGGACUCCAAGUGAGACAAUGAUCAAGCGCCAGCUGGAAGCAGGCGGCCGCGGACAAGAAGCAUACGACAGGGAGAAGAAACGUUGCGAAGAGACAGGCGACGAAUUCCUCGACGAAGAGCCUGCCGCUCCAUCCAUUCGGCAGAUUGUCCCUCCCACCGCCACAGAAAGCCAACCCGCAUCCGCGCAGCCGAUAUCGGCUCCCACCGAGCACACGCCAACCGACACGGAGCCUACCCCAACCGAGCCUUACAAAGAUUUGGACUUGGAAGAAGCUAUAACACCCAAGGAUACAUCUGGAACCAGAGACACAAGGCAGUCGAAGCGGGAUAUCCGCCGUCGACAGGCUUUGCACGAUGCACAGGAACUGGAAAACGCCACCUUGAAGAUCAAGAAGGCUGCCGACUGGAUGCAAGAGCUGGAGCUGGGCUUUAGUACUGCCAGCUCAAAGCGAUCCGCUACAAGACCCUCAAACAAGCGCAAACGUGAUUCAACCCCGCCGCCAGCUGCUGAGACACCGGCCGAGGCGACCAGUGAAUCCUCAUUGGCCUCGCAAGAUAGUGCAACUAAACCACCUGAGGCAAAAAAGCUUCGGUUAACUCUUCCAGUGUCGAACGCUGGAACAUCAACACCUCCGGAACUGACGCCUGUCGGUCCAUCGCCCGGAGUGAAGACUCCUGCGUCCUUCUCGGAGAUGGCCAAGACAACCACUGUGCAAGUACCUCUGGCCCCAGCAGGACCCGGCACACCGAAGAAUGCCAGCACCUCGGAACUGGCAUCGGCCAGCCAGCCUGGUACGCCCGCUGACUCUUCACCUGCUGUUCCAGUCUCCACGGAAGCUGCAGCAUCUCAUACGGAACCUCCGCAGUCCAAUGUGACAGCGGCAUCUUCUCGCCCUAGGAGGGAAUCGGUCGCACCACCAAAAGAGAAGCCGUCAAGUCCAGCUCCAGCCACUGCACCGCCUGCAAAGAAGCAAAACGCGCCGACUCCCCUACCCGAAGCUCCUGCCCCGGCUCAAGGUGCCCGUCCAAGGUCCUCUCGCGGCCACGUACCCACUCCUAAGGCUCAGAGCGAGGAACCCAAGCCUCACGAGCCGGGCCAAAGUGUACGCGAAACCCGCCGUCACAGCAUCUUCAGUCAAUCUGCGCUCGCAACUCCAGCUCCCGCUCGGCGCACUCGUAGAAAAGCUCCACCCAAAGGGGAAAUAUCGCAUGGCGAAGAUGGUCAGAUGACGGUCACCAACGUGAAACGGGCACAAGGCACCAAGACCGCAAAGAAGAAGAAGCCCGAGGAGGAGUCUGGACCUGCCGAAGAAAUCGACGAAGAUGAGGAGCGAUACUGUAUCUGUGACGGUAUUAGCGAAGGGUCGAUGGUCCGUUGCGAUAACGAUUGCGAGAAAGAGUGGUUCCAUUUCGCGUGUGUAGGCCUAGAGGGGCUUCCCGCUCGUCGUGCCAAUUGGUAUUGCCCCGACUGCAGGGUCGCCUUAGGCACCGAUGCCUACGGCAAACCAAAAGUGCCACCUCCGCUGCCGGGCAGAAGAGGAAACAGCCACUGAGGAGUCUGGAAUAGACUCUACACAGGGCUCUACGUUCACG